AUGGAUAAAGCAAAAAAAACACGUGCUAUGUUACGAACGGCGUUUACACGUACGUACAAUCACCUCCUAACCCAACUGCAAGCUGAACAGCCAGAUAAAGAACAAGUCAACGCACUGUUCAUGCUUUUGAAAGAGAAGACCAGUGAGUUGGAGGACGGUGACCAGAGGUUCAUCGACUUGUUGUACGAGGAAAAUGUGUCAGAAGAGUUACUGGGCAAUGAGAUUGAGUCCCAAGAUGAGUACAAGCUGAAAUAUCAUCACGUAAAGCUCAGAGUUUCAGCACUCUUGGAACCCCCAGCAGAGUCGACAUCUCAACAGGGCCCUCAACCACAUAACCUCUCCUCGACGAAUCACUCGGUACUGGACAACAAACGCGUCAAGCUACCCAAGAUUGACCCUCCCAAAUUUAGUGGACAGCUGAAACACUGGCUUUUGUUCUGGGGUCUCUUUAGGCCCAUUCACGAAGACGUUACGAUUACCAAAGAACAAAAGUUUCGCUACCUUGCACAGGCAAUGGAGAAAGGCUCUGGUGCAGCUGAUCUCGUCACCAGUUUCCCCCCUACAGCAGAGAACUACGACAAGGCUGUAGAGGAUUUGACAAACCGUUACGGUAAGAAAGAAUUGCUCAUAGAAAUGUAUGUUAGAGAGUUGUUGUUGCUAGUGCUCCACAAAGCAGUCCCUGGUUCCCAUCAAAGCAAACUCUCGAGUACAUACGAUAAAUUGAAGACGCAUCUGAGAGCGCUAGAGUCCUUGGGAGUCACGACAGAUAUGUGUGCAGCAAUGCUGUACCCACUGGUGGAAUCAUCUCUCCCAGAGGAGCUGCUCAGAGCCUGGCAAAGGCACUCAACGACUCUAGACAUUCCAGACACCAAAGCCAGACUCGACAAAUUUAUGGAUUUUUUGGAGGCUGAGGUAGAAGCGGAACAGAGGAUUUCCAUGGCCAUCGAGGGUUUCGGUUUGAAUGCUGGAUCCAAGAAAGAAGCAAACGACAAUAGAGACAAACCAAAAAAGAAGACGAAAGAUGAAUCGAAGCCAGUGGCCACCGCAGCCAGUCUACUGGCAACAAAAAGUACUUCGGCCCCAGUCAACUGUCUUUUUUGUGACGAAACCCAUGCCAGUGAAACUUGUGCAAAGGCGAAGAAGAUGAGUCUUGUAGAGAGGACUGCGAAAUUAAAAGAGAAGAACGCCUGUUUCAAGUGUCUGAAGGUUGGACACAGUUGUAGAACUUGUCGCUACAAAGACAAGUGUGGAUGGUGCGGAAAUAAACAUGUUUUAUUGAUGUGUCGUCAGAUGUCCACUCUUUCUUCAGGAGAAAGUAACACGAAGCCUGACGUGACGGAGCAAAAUCUCGCCAAUUUGUCAGCAGACCCAAGUGUUUUUCUGCAAACGCUCGUCGUAAAGGUCGUAAACGGGGACCGCCAGCGGACGGUGAGAGCAAUGAUUGAUACUGGCUCCCAUCGAUCUUACAUCCUGGAGCAAGUUGCAGAGUCUCUGGGCUAUCAGGCGGAGCAAUCUCGUACUAUGGUGCAUUCUCUAUUUGGAGGUUCCCAGACUCGCCCUCAAGAGCACAAGGGCUACAGAGUACACGUACGUAGUCUGGAUCACAAAUACGCCUGUAAUUUCCUUGCUUACGAACAGGGCAGCAUCUGUCAGGCUAUUCCCAGGAUCGCGGAAGGUCCUUGGCUGGACAAAUUAGAGAAACAGUCCAUUCACCUGACUGACAUCGGACAAGGACACCAGCCCAUAUCACUCUUGAUAGGGGCUGACAUUGUGGGAAAACUCUACACGGGACGUCUGCAGGACCUCGACGAGGGCAUCACUGCUGUGGAAACUCGUUUAGGCUGGACCAUCUUGGGGAAAACUACACAAGCGACAACAAAAAGAACGGACACCGCUUUGUUGACGUUCUCGAUGUUCGCCCAAGAAGCGACUGUCAGCCGGCUCUGGGAUUUGGACGUGUUGGGCAUCACUGAUCCUGUUCAGAGAGUUUCCAAGGAAGCUCACCAACAACAAGUCUUGGAAAAAUUUCAUGACACGACGAGAGUGAACUCUGAAGGCCGCUACGAGGUCUUGCUUCCUUGGAAAGAAAAUUACCCAACGCUUCCAGACAAUCGUUUUCUAGCACAGAAAAGACUAGAGGCGACGUACGCGAAUCUAGAGAAAAGAAAUGUGGUGAAAGAAUACGAGGACGUGUUUCAGGCAUGGCUACAGGAAGGCAUCAUCGAAAGAGUUCCACAAGCUGAGGUCGAAAACAAGGGUCACUAUCUGCCUCACAGGCCUGUCAUAAAAGAGAACAGCACGACCAGAAUCCGACCUGUCUUUGACGCUUCGGCGAAAACUAAGUCCGAUCCGUCGCUUAAUGAAUGCUUAGAGACAGGGCCCAACUUGAUUGAGCUAAUCCCCUCACUUCUCUUGCGGUUCCGAGAACAGAGAAUUGGGGUCAUCUCAGACAUCCAAAAGGCCUUUUUGCAGAUCAGCGUGAAGCCAGAGGACAGGGACACUCUAAGAUUCCUGUGGAAGCCGACUUCAAACCCACAACAGACCCAUACUUACCGUCAUCGAAGAGUCGUGUUUGGAGUCUCCAGUAGUCCUUUCUUACUGGGGGCCACGAUUGAUCUUCACCUAAACCAGGCGAUAGAGAAAAGCACUACCGAGCAUCGGACUACAGUUCUCCAAAAGCUGAGAAAGUCGUUUUAUGUGGACAACUGUGUCACAAGUGUACAUUCUCUGGAGGAAUUUCUCGAGUUUCAGAACAUGGCUAUCAAGACACUGCAAGCUGGAGGUUUCAAUCUCAGAGGUUGGAAAUGUAGACAUUCAGAAGAAGCGGUCAGGGAGAGCUCUGUCCUGGGUCUCACGUGGAAUCGCCACGAGGAUACGUUGGCAUUGGCUAAACCAGUGGACCAGGUGAAGAAACCUGCUGCGGUCACCAAGAGGGAGAUUCUCUCUGCCACUCAGAGCCUUUUCGAUCCAUUAGGCAUGGUCUGUCCUGUCCUCAUUUGCCCCAAGGUGCUGAUCCAGAAACUCUGGUCCAAAGAUCUAGACUGGGACUCUAGUGUCGACCAAGAGACGAGAAGCGUGUUUAACCACUGGCUCGACGAACUCUCCUGGCUCGGGGAAUUAAAAAUUCCACGUUGGUCUUUUGGAGGAGGUCCUAGUGUGGCUUCUGUCUCUUUGCACGCCUUUGUCGAUGCCAGUCAGGAAGCCUACGCUUCGGUUAUUUUCGCAAGAGUUGAAGUAGAAGACAACGUGGAGUGUCACUUCAUUAUGGCGAAGUCCAGAGUGGCACCCAAAGUCAAGCCGACUAUUCCUCGCUUGGAGUUGUUAGCGGCAACGGUGGGAGCUCGACUGAUGGAAUCGGUGGUCACCGCGUUGGGUUACGAAGGGCUUGAGCAGCACUUCUGGACUGAUUCAUCGACGGUGCUGGCCUGGAUUCAGAGGGAGAGAGAGUGGGGUGUCUUUGUAUGGAAUCGUGUCCAAGAAAUCCGGCGAUUAUCGAACCCACAGUCUUGGCACCAUGUCCCCGGAGCUCUCAAUCCAGCAGAUUUACCCUCCAGAGGCUGCACGGCCAGACAGCUGGUCGAUUCCAAGUGGCAUGAGGAUCCCGCCUGGUUGAAACUCCCUCCAGACCGCUGGCCGAGAUCUGCGAUGGAAGUGAACGAGAAGGAGGUUGAUGGAGAGAUCAGGAAAACCACGUCGAAGAGAAAGAUUCCCAAGAGAGGCAGCGUCUCCUGUGCAGCAGUACAUCACGUAUUAAGUUGUGUAGAGAGCUUGACUAGCACUAAAGAGGUGCCUUGGUACAUGUCCAGGCUCUCUCGGUACACACAGAUCGUCCGUCGCAUGGCCUGGAUACAACGUUUUGUCGGUAACUGUAGAAAUCGUCGAAGAAUUUGCAUCAGUGGGCCACUCUCCCUGGAAGAGGUAAGAAAAGCCGAACUAACGCUUUUUAAAUUGGUACAGGAGGAGAGUUUUGCGGGUGCAGGCGAUCCACGUCUCGCAGGAAUGACAAUCUUCGUCGACUCUGAUGGACUCAUACGUCUGAAGUCUUUGAUUUCCAAUAGGAGCGAUGAGUUGGGUUUUCGUCUCCCGAUCGUCCUGGAUUACAGACAUCCUCUUGUACAGAAGCUUAUUUAUCUCCAGCAUCUUGUUCUAAAUCAUGGCCCAAUCGACUACGUCAUGAACAAGCUUCGAGAAGAGUACUGGGUGCUCUGCUGCAGAAGGGCAGUACAAUCCAUCGUUCGUCGCUGUAUCGUGUGCAAACGUCACACUGUCAAACGACUAGAAGCUGUGCCUGCUCCCUUGCCGGAAGCGAGGGUGAGAGAUGCUGUGGCAUUUGAGGUGAUUGGGGUUGAUCUAGUUGGACCCUUGUAUCUCAGGAAUGGUGAUAAGGGCUGGGUAGUUCUCUUCACGUGUGCUGUUUUCCGAGCCGUACACCUGGAACUAGUCACGUCACUAUCCACCGAUACAUUCUUGGAGUCGCUAAGACGUUUCAUUGCUCGCAGGGGACGCCCAGCUAUCAUUUACUGCGAUAAUGGCACCAACUUCGUGGGGGCGCACAAUCUACUGCGAGGACUAGACUGGGCAAAGGUCGUCGCCCGCGGAGUGUUGGAGAGGAUCGAGUGGCGCUUUAAUCUACCCUCGGCUCCCUGGUGGGGAGGAUGGUGGGAGCGCCUGGUACGAGUGACCAAAGAUCUCCUGAAGAGGACCCUGAAGAAAACAUCCCUGACGUAUGAAGAACUCCAGACGACAUUGUGCGAUUGUGAAGCUGUGAUUAAUUCUCGUCCAUUAACGUAUUUGGCCGAGGACCCAGAGCAACUGAUCCCACUUUCCCCAGACAUGUUCCUUAGGGAUCUCCGUUUACACGGAGUCGCCGACCUGGAUCAGGUCGAUGCCCAGGCCCUGAGAAGACGCCUACGAUAUCGACAAAGACUCAAGGAUGAACUUCGCGAACGCUUCCGUGUUGAGUAUCUCGGGCAGCUAGCUCGAAGGAGUUUCGAGAAGGGAUUGAACGGCAGCCUCAAAGAGGGGGACCUGGUGUUCGUCGGUUCUGACAACACAAAACGUCUGGAUUGA
This is a messenger RNA of Diachasma alloeum, 5070 nucleotides long. RefSeq lists its product as uncharacterized. Gene Ontology annotation, molecular function: nucleic acid binding. The transcript has a single exon. The coding region runs from base 1 to 5070 and encodes 1689 amino acids. Gene Ontology annotation, biological process: DNA integration. Lineage: Eukaryota; Metazoa; Arthropoda; Insecta; Hymenoptera; Braconidae. The record is from RefSeq and is a predicted model, not a curated record.